AUGGAUGAGAAGCCUACCACCAAGAAAGGGUCAGGCUUCUGCUCGUUACGCUACACACUGGCUCUCGUCAUGCACUUCUCCAACUUCACCAUGAUAACACAACGUGUGAGCCUGAGCAUUGCCAUCAUUGCCAUGGUGAACAGCACGCAGCAUCAGGACCCAGCGAAUGCAUCCAUUGACCUCCUCAGUAACCUCAGCAGAGGCAUCAAGGACUUCAGUACCCGGGCAGCUGUUUAUCAGUGGAGCACAGAGACCCAGGGCAUCAUCUUCAGCUCCAUCAGCUAUGGAAUCAUACUGACGUUAAUUCCAAGUGGAUACUUAGCGGGGAUAUUGGGAGCAAAGCAGAUCCUUGGCGCUGGGUUGCUCAUCUCAUCCAUGCUCACGCUGUUUACUCCGCUGGCUGCUGACUGUGGGGUGAUUUUGGUCAUCGUCAUUCGCACAGUCCAGGGGAUGGCGCAGGGAAUGGCAUGGACCGGUCAGUUCACAAUUUGGGCAAAGUGGGCUCCGCCACUUGAACGGAGCAAGCUCACCAGCAUUGCGGGUUCAGGGGCCGCAUUUGGGUCCUUCAUCAUCCUCUGUGUGGGAGGACUAAUCUCACAGGCACUGGGCUGGCCUUUUAUCUUCUACAUCUUUGGUAGCAUUGGCUGUGUCUGCUGUGUCCUGUGGUUCACGGUGAUUUAUGAUGACCCCAUGCAUCACCCAUGCAUAAGUGCGAGGGAAAAGGAACACAUCACAUCCUCAGUGGCUCAGCAGUCUAGUUCUCCCAGAAGAUCCAUCCCCAUCAAGGCGAUGGUCAGAUGCCUGCCACUGUGGGCCAUUUUCAUGGGCUUUUUCAGUCAUUUCUGGCUUUGCACCAUAAUCAUAACAUACCUACCGACGUACAUCAGCACAGUGCUGCACGUUAACAUCAGAGAUAGUGGGGUUCUGUCCUCCCUGCCUUUCAUUGCUGCCUCAAGCUGUACAAUUUUAGGAGGUCAGAUGGCAGAUUUCCUUCUAUCCAGGAAUCUUCUCAGCUUAAUCGCAGUUCGAAAACUCUUUUCAUCCCUGGGGCUCCUCCUCCCAUCCAUCUGUGCUGUGGCCCUGCCUUUUGUGACUUCCAGCUACAUAGCAACCAUUGCUUUGCUGAUACUCAUUCCUGGGACCAGCAAUUUGUGUGACUCAGGGUUCAUCAUCAAUACCCUAGACAUUGCCCCCAGAUAUGUAAGUUUCCUCAUGGGCAUCUCAAGGGGAUUCGGUCUUACUGCAGGAAUCAUCUCAUCCACUACCACCGGAUUCCUCAUCAGUCAGGAUUCUGAAUCAGGAUGGAGGAAUGUGUUUUUCCUGUCUGCUGCUGUCAACAUGUUUGGUCUGAUCUUUUAUCUCAUAUUUGGACAAGCAGAAAUCCAGAACUGGGCCAAAGAAAGGACUCUCACCCGCCUCUGAGGAUGUAGGGUUGGAGACCAACCAAAGUGCUGACCCUUAACAUAUUUUGCUUAUCACCAUUCUUUCUUUGUACUUAUGUCUAUAGAUACAGCACUUCUUUAUUCUGGCUGGGUGCUAGCUUUUUCCAAAGAGCUUCAAAACAGAUCCCAGGCUACUCCCCAGAGUGAGCUAGUCUGGGUUGGAA
Apodemus sylvaticus (European woodmouse) is the source of this 1606-nucleotide messenger RNA. It is a transcript of the gene Slc17a2, whose product is annotated as solute carrier family 17 member 2. Gene Ontology annotation, biological process: transmembrane transport; monoatomic anion transport. The record is from RefSeq and is a predicted model, not a curated record. Gene Ontology annotation, molecular function: transmembrane transporter activity. The coding region runs from base 1 to 1422 and encodes 473 amino acids. The transcript is spliced from 11 exons. Lineage: Eukaryota; Metazoa; Chordata; Mammalia; Rodentia; Muridae.